AUGGCGACCACCACCGCCGCCGCACCACCUCGCAAGUGGAUGCAGGUCCCUCGUCCGCUCCAGAAGCUUUUCGAUACGUUUCCUCUUGUCGCUUACGACGUCAACGCCCUACCCGCGCGAGCACAAUCGGCUACUUCCGGCAACCUUCCUACACUUUACGUCUUUUCCACCGAGGAGGAUGCGCUACUGGGGGCACCAAGCUUCAACCCGAGCUGUUUGAAGUGGCAGGCGUUCCUCAAGCUUGCCGGUGUCAAGUUCCAAAUCCUGCCCUCGACCAACCAUGCCUCACCUACCGGCGCGCUUCCGUUCAUCCUCCCUAAGCGAUCGGCCCCUACCGACGCCCCAUCACCAAUCCCGUCAUCCAAACUCUAUGACUAUGCCCUGAAAUACGGUACUUCAAAUCCUCCAGAUGUUUCAGCCCUGAGGCUUGACGCCUACCAAGCCCUCCUCGACGUCCCCAUCCGAAACGCCUGGCUACAGGCCCUUUACCGCGACCCCGAGUGCACAGAUCUGCUAGAUAGAUUCUACAUCACGACAGCUUCCUCUUCAUUCUGGGUGCGCGGCGCACUCAGACACCAACUGCGCCGAGCAGCAGAAGCCGAGAUUCUAAAGACCGGGCCCGGUGGCGCUGCUUCUACGGCGUUAUCUCUACUAGUUGAUGAGGACGCCGUGUACAGAGCGGCUGUGAAUGCCUUUGAGGCAUUGGCGACACUGCUUUCGGAAAGCAAAACUGGGUGGUUCUUUGGAGCGCAGACGCCGACAAUUUUUGACGCAAGUGUUUUCGCUUACACGCAUCUGAUGCUCCAGUAUAUGAGUGAUGCCAAGGGCGAAGGAGAGGAUGAUGGGGGAUCCAUUUUCAGGUCUAGGAGGUUAGGGAAUAUGGUUAGGAGAGCUGGAUCGGCAGAAUUGGAGCAACACCAUGACCGGCUCUUUGAGCUGCUUUGGCCGGCAGACUCAAGUGCCAACCUUUUCAACGACAAGGCUUGA
This is a messenger RNA of Sordaria macrospora k-hell, 987 nucleotides long. RefSeq lists its product as uncharacterized. Gene Ontology annotation, cellular component: SAM complex; cytoplasm. The record is from RefSeq and is a predicted model, not a curated record. Gene Ontology annotation, biological process: mitochondrion organization. Lineage: Eukaryota; Fungi; Ascomycota; Sordariomycetes; Sordariales; Sordariaceae.